Molecule: messenger RNA, 2286 nt
Organism: Aedes albopictus (Asian tiger mosquito)
Lineage: Eukaryota; Metazoa; Arthropoda; Insecta; Diptera; Culicidae
Exons: 3
Coding region: 1-2136 (711 amino acids)
Source: RefSeq, a predicted model, not a curated record
AUGGUGCCGGCGGGCCGGGACUGUGGUGGUAAAUGGGCCACUCAGUCGACCGGCCUUUAUCUGGGACAGGUACGCAGUUCGGACGAUCCGCUUAUCUCCGGAGGCACCAACGACAAUCAAAACGAUAAUGAGCUUAGCGUUGCUACCGCGUCCCAGUCAAUGUGUUCAUCACCCACUCCCCCACCCACGCAGAAGCAUCGCAACAGCAUUGUCGUGCCCACGUCGAUCCUCUCGCCAGAACUUCCCGAUACGCCCGUAUCGCCACUGCCCACGCCCACGAAGCAAUCCGGUGGUCAGUCGAAUCGCCGGGGGGCUGCUGCCGGAGGUGCCGGCCGUCAACGACGCAAAGGGCCCAUCAAGUUACGGUUUCACCACCAAGCCCUGCCACCAGAAUAUCUGGACCAUUAUGAGGCAACCCAGAACAUCGCAGCCAAACGAGAACAACAGCAGCAACUGCAAAACUACGGCGGAACACGUUCUGGCAGGAUGGAAAAGCAAGCGGAACAGGAACGUGAAGACCGCACCAACGAAUCGGUAAGGAAUUGGCUACAGAAGAUUUUGGAACUUCAAAAAGAGGGCGUUUCCUUGGCGCCCGUUAAAGAUGAAACGGAAUCCGCCUUACAACGGUCAUCUCCUGGAACCCAGAGGAAUAAAGUCGUCAGCUAUAGCGAUUUACCGUACAUGGGUGAAAUGACUUUGGAGAAUUCAAAACCUCGAAGAGGCAGAAAGCCAAAGAAGGCUGACAUCUGCCAUUUGAUAUACAAGAAUUAUGGUACAAUAUUGCCAGGAACGCCCAAACCAGAAUCUCUACAAGAUAGGGCAAACAAUGGACAUCGGACACAAACUAGGAGCAGUAGCUUACUAGAAAGACGCCUGAUGUCCAACGACAAAAAUCUCCAGGAUGGAAGGGGAAAACGAGAAGAACCAUUGAAUCUUUGUGUCAGAGAUGGCGGAGGUGAUCCACUAGAUUUAUCGAGUUCAGAAAAUGAAAGCGAUGAAGUCUACGAGUCUUCAUGUCCAACGCCAAUCAUUACACCAACUGACAUCAACACUGACCAAGUACUUGCUUCAAAUAUGAAAAUGUCACUGCCAAACCUGCACAGCACUGGUGCAGCAACACCGUCUAGUGGGGAUACUCCAUCAACAGCGGACACCCCACCGGGCUACAUGUACUGGCCAAAUAUGGGAAGUUUUAUUCACCCUAUGGCUUUGUACUAUCAGAAACUAGUUGAUACCAACAACACGAUAACUCCUGGUCAAUCCAGCUCAUCUCCUUCUAAUUCAGUUCCCAGUACUCCAACUGAAAUACUGAACCCCAAACUACCCGUUACAUCAAACAGUUCAACACCAUCGCCUUCAUCACCGGUCGCACCUAAACAAGAGCCACAGCAUACACUGAUUCCCAAACCAAUUUCCCAACUCAUCAAACCAGAAAAAAUCUCCAAACCUCAAUCAGACUCGCAAUCGUCCACCAGCAAAAACUCACCCCCGACCCAGAAACGAAAACGAUCAGCCAUCUUCAUCCCGCCAGUUCCGGCGGAAAACAGUACAAAUCCUGCCACGGAAGUUAGCAUUUGUAAGUUCAAGUUUACUGGUGGGGCCAAACCGUGCCUCCAGGAGAAAAAGAUGCUCAGUGUAGACUCUGGAGGAAACUUCCGGUAUUACUCCGGAACGGGAGAUAAAUCUAUGCGAGGCUAUGAGUUCUUCCCCCGUGAGAGUCUACAACAGAGCAGUCUCCACUCAACUACCACUACCGGAGCAUUCCUGAACACUCCUCCGGUUGAGAAAAUAGCCUGCGAUCUGCCACCUCCAUCGCUGGGACUUAGCAACGACAUUCUGCAAAUCCCGGACUUUCCCAGUGCAGCUAGUCUAACCGGAUUGGCUUCACCGGGAAACUCUUUGAACCAGCACCGACGUCAACAACCUUCCGAGCACAGUGAAGCACGUCGUGCCAGGCGUCGUUCACGGCGCUCGUCUCAGCGUGAGUCCCUGGAGAAAACUUUCAAGGAGAAAGGGUUCCUCAUCCAAACCCAACAAAUGCAAUCGGCUGAAGCUGGAAAGACUAUCUUCCCGGAGAGCUACAACAGCAGCAGGGAACGACUUCCGGAGAGCAUCCUCACGAUGGGCUGUCAAUGAGUGGCUCUGUAGACCUUCGCCUGGACGAGGACAGUCCUCUUCUCGAGUGUCCCAGUUCUCGUGCAAGCAACGGCCUCAGCGAAAGAUCCGCACCAACUCCAUCAUCCAUUUCAACCCCACCACCGGAAGUAAUGCAAUUGGAAGUCCACC